GUCUGUUCCUCAUUGAUACGCGCCGAGAUUCCCGCCGUAAUAUCAGACCAGUCACGGAUACUUUGGUCUUCUGUUAUGCUAACAAUGUUUCUUCAAACUCGUUCGGGGCUGGGAUCAAUUCCGGGAUCACGAUCUCGAUACUCUCGAAGGCAGGCGCUCCAACCCCGGGUUCUAGCCCGGUGGGACUUGGGGUCGAUCUUCAGUCCUUUAUUGCCAUGUUCCGAACUUGACCUACCAUGUCGUAGGCGAGCUCGAUUUCGACCGUAUACACCCUAACAAUAAUGAAUGAACUUCAAGUAGCCCAAAUUCUUCAUGAAAAAAAAGUUUUGUUUACCUAUAAGUUUUUAUUAUGAUUUAAAAUUAACUUCUGGUUGGAGCGAGGUAAGAAGUCGAGAAAAAAAUGAAACUUUUUCUAACGACAGAGUAAAAUUAGACCACAAUUUUAACGAAUGUCACAGUUGAUCAUAGGAGUAAAUUUGAUCUUUUUUUAUGAUAGUAUGUUUUGGUGUAGUAGUGAGUUUGCGCAUAAUUGCAGGCAAAGACAAUAGCCAAUUAGCCCUGUUAGGCAGCUAAGCUUUGUCCGGUUGGUGUCUGUCGAAACAUCAUGGAUGGGUUUGCCUUAUCCACUAUAUAACUAUUAAAGUAGUACUCUCUAGUAAGUUAUAUUACAAGAUGGGAAUAAACUAGAAAGUGUUUGAUAUUUUCAUAUAUUCCUUUACUUUAUGCGAUUCUCAUCAUUUUCUACUUUCACGCCAUUGAUAUCAUAUUCCAAAGCUCUUCCUUUUCAUAUCUACUUGCUUACUGUAAAUUUUCUCUCUUUCUUUCUUUUCUUCUAGCCGAAAGUUGAAUACAGAGCUAAAGAUCACAAAAUAUGAAUGAUUGGGCUGGUCCGAUCAUAGCUACAUCGCUAUUUGCAUUUCUAUCUCCGGGAUUACUCUUUCAAAUGCCGGGCAAGAUUCGGCCCGUUGAUUUCUUGAACAUGAAGACCAGUUGGAUUUCCAUAUUGGUUCAUGCUAUCCUCUUUGGUUUACUUCUCAUUCUUUUGCUCGUUGUUCUUAAUCUGCAUCUCUAUGUUUAAUUAGCUAGCUAAUACAGCAAAUAAUAUAAGAAGCUAGUACUAAACAUGCAGAAGGGUUUUUUCAUUUGCUAUUUUUGUAUUCAGUACUUUCAGCAGCAUUGAUCACUGAAAUUUCAAUCUAGUGCGAGACCUGUGGGCACUAACGCUUUAUUUACUUCUCAUAAUUCCCUGUUUAUAUAUGCACAAACUUUUGUUUGCGAUUUA
Molecule: messenger RNA, 1282 nt
Organism: Nicotiana tabacum (common tobacco)
Lineage: Eukaryota; Viridiplantae; Streptophyta; Magnoliopsida; Solanales; Solanaceae
Source: RefSeq, a predicted model, not a curated record